Myodes glareolus (Bank vole) is the source of this 1573-nucleotide messenger RNA. The record is from RefSeq and is a predicted model, not a curated record. NCBI's taxonomy places the organism in Eukaryota, Metazoa, Chordata, Mammalia, Rodentia, Cricetidae.
CGCGAUUUUUCUUUCUCGGUCUCGCUCUGUGUUAUUUUAUUUAUCUUUUUGCCUAGAGACUGACGACAGGGAUUACUGCACUUAGGGAUCCCUGAAGUGGCCGGGCCGGAGAGUGAGACCCCAGUCCUAGGCUGGGGUUCUUUCCAAAUAGAGGAAACGGAUCCAGAGGGGCUACAGACCAAAAUCGUUGAAAACCAGACUUACGAUGAGCGUCUAGAGAUUAACGACUCAGAAGAGGUCGCCAGUAGUAGCACUCCAACCCCAGGACAUCAAGGCCCCCUGGUUUCUGCAGGUCUUCCUAAGGAGACUAUGGCUGACAACAGCAGCGAUGAGUACGAAGAGGAAAACGACAAGGAGAAGAAGAAGCCCUCACAGCUGACCCCUCAGCGGGCCUUCAGUGAAAACGAUGAUGAUGACGACGACGAUUCAUCCGAGACCGACUCUGACGACGACGACGACGAUGACGAGCAUGGCGCACCUCUGGAAGGGGCCUAUGAUCCUGCAGACUAUGAGCAUCUGCCAGUCUCAGCUGAGAUCAAGGAGCUCUUUGAGUACAUCAGCCGGUACACUCCUCAGCUGAUCGAUCUGGACCACAAACUGAAACCUUUCAUUCCUGAUUUUAUCCCAGCUGUUGGGGAUAUUGAUGCAUUUUUAAAGGUGCCGCGUCCUGACGGAAAGCCUGACCACCUUGGCCUCUUGGUGUUAGACGAGCCAUCUACAAAGCAGUCGGACCCUACUGUGCUCUCACUGUGGUUAACAGAGAAUUCCAAGCAGCACAAUAUCACGCAACAUAUGAAAGUAAAGAGCCUGGAAGAUGCAGAAAAGAAUCCCAAGGCCAUUGACACCUGGAUUGAGAGCAUCUCUGAGUUACACCGUUCUAAGCCCCCUGCGACUGUGCACUACACCAGGCCCAUGCCUGACAUUGACACGCUGAUGCAGGAGUGGUCCCCAGAGUUUGAAGAACUCUUGGGAAAGGUGUUGGGCUUACAGGCCCUUUUGACUGUAAAGUUGAGCCUUUUGACUGUGGUUCAUCCUGUGUUGCUUCCAGCUAUCCUGGACAUUCCUUUCUACAAGAGCCGGAUUCAGUCCCUGCACCUGCUCUUUUCCCUCUACUCAGAAUUCAAGAACUCCCAGCAUUUUAAAGCUCUCGCUGAAGGCAAGAAAGCGUUCACCCCUCCAUCCAACUCUGCCUCCCAGGCUGGGGAUGCAGAGACACUGACCUUCAUCUGAGCCUCCUGGGGCUGUGUUUGAAAGUCAGGUGAAGACAUGGUCUUUGUUGGCAGCUUAACAUUUGCCUGCUCCACUGCUGGGCCUGGCCAGCACGAGACCUGCCACCUGUCUGCAAGAGCAGGCGCACAUUUGCCACUGGGUUUCUUCCACUUGCCUGGUUGCCUUUCCCAAGAAAGGAUGGAUCCACGCUGCUGUGGGCGUUUGAGUUGGAAGAACUGGAUUUCUGAGAGCCACAGGACACAGGUUGGGGGUGGAGCUUCCAAAAACACCUUUUAGUUAGCUGGAAGUGAUUUACACCCAAAAUAUUCUGAUAGGUUGUGAUAGAAUACAUAUUUGGUUUUCA